Molecule: messenger RNA, 3631 nt
Organism: Oryzias latipes (Japanese medaka)
Lineage: Eukaryota; Metazoa; Chordata; Actinopteri; Beloniformes; Adrianichthyidae
Gene: acox1
Product: acyl-CoA oxidase 1, palmitoyl
Biological process (GO): very long-chain fatty acid metabolic process; fatty acid beta-oxidation using acyl-CoA oxidase; lipid homeostasis
Cellular component (GO): peroxisome
Molecular function (GO): fatty acid binding; FAD binding
Source: RefSeq, a predicted model, not a curated record
GCCUGCGUAUUAAACAGGCUACCAGGAGUUCUGUCAGUGUGUUAGAGGUUAGCUCGAUUGAAUAAUACUUUUCAGGCUCCAGUGGUGCACAACAUCAGUUUGUUUUAUAGUUUUCAUAUUUUCAAAGUCUACAAUGAACGCGGAUUUAGCAAAAGAGCGACAAAAUGCUACUUUUGACGUCGAGAAACUGACUUAUAUUCUGGACGGGGGCCCAGAAAAGACCAAAAGAAGACGAGAAAUUGAGUCGCUUGUUUUCAACGACCCGGACUUUGUGGAGGAGGACCCAAACUUCCUGUCCCGCAGCGAACGCUUUGACCAGGCCGUUCGGAAAAGUGCCCAGAUGAUCCUAAAGCUCAGAGAGUUUGGCAUCGCCGACCCAGAGGAGAUCUACCAAUACAAGAGUUGCGUGAACCCAGACAGGCCGUCGCCCCUGGAUCUGCACUUAGUGAUGUUCCUGCCCACUCUGCUCAACCAGUCCACCCCUGAGCAGAUGGACCGUUUCUUCAUGCCCGCCUGGAACCUAAAGAUCAUCGGCACCUACGCUCAGACAGAGAUGGGCCACGGAACGCAUCUGAGAGGGUUGGAGACCACGGCCACCUACGACCCGGCCACUCAGGAGUUUGUCCUGAACAGUCCCACCGUCAGCUCCAUCAAGUGGUGGCCUGGAGGACUUGGAAAGUCUGCGAACUAUGCUAUAGUUUUAGCUCAGCUUUACAGCCUUGGGAAUUGCCACGGUCUGCACGCCUUCAUCGUACCUGUCCGGGACAUGGACACACACAUCCCGCUGCCAGGCGUCGUAGUUGGCGACAUCGGACCGAAGUUCGGCUUCAAUGAAGUCGACAACGGUUUCCUGAAACUGGAGAACGUGAGGAUUCCACGGGAGAACAUGCUGAUGAAAUACUCAAAGGUGGAGCCAGACGGCACCUAUGUGAAGCCUCCCAGUGACAAGCUGACCUACGGCACCAUGGUGUUUGUCCGCUCCAUGAUCGUUAGGGAAUCGUCCAAAGCCCUGGCCAAGUCCUGCACCAUCGCCAUCCGUUACAGCGCCGUCCGCCACCAGUCGGAAAUCCGCCGGGGAGAGCCAGAGCCUCAGAUUCUGGACUACCAGACGCAGCAGUACAAGCUGUUCCCUCUGCUGGCCAUGUCCUACGCCUUCUCCUUCGUCGGACAGUACAUGACAAACACCUACCAGCGCAUCAACGCAGAGAUCAACCGGGGGAAUUUUACUGAGCUGCCAGAGCUGCAUGCGCUGUCUGCGGGUCUGAAGGCCUUCACCACGUGGGAAACCAACUCUGCCAUUGAAGUGUGUCGCAUGUCAUGCGGCGGCCACGGUUACUCCAGGAGCAGCGCGUUGCCAGACAUUUACACAGAGUUUACCCCGACCUGCACCUACGAGGGGGAGAACACCGUCAUGAUGCUGCAGACUGCCAGAUACCUGGUGAAGAGCUACCGGCAGGCUAAAGAAGGCCAGUGGCUGAGCGGCAUCGUGUCGUACCUGAACGAGCCGCUGGACCGGAGGCUGCAGCCGCAGGCCGUCGCCGCCCGACCGCUGGUGGUCGACAUCAAUGACCUGACCAGCCUGGUGGAGGUCUACAAGAUCCGAGCCGCCUUCCUGGUGGAGAUGGCGGCGAAGAGCAUCCAGCAGGAGCUGCAGCGCCGGAAGAGUCAGGAGGACGCGUGGAACAGCAGCGCCAUCGACCUCGUCAGAGCCUCCGAUGCCCACUGCCACUACGUUGUGGUGAAGGCGUUCACGGAUAAGCUGCAGGACGUCGGCGACACGGCGGUGCACUCGGUGCUGUCGGCUCUGGCUCUCCUCUACGCCCUGCACGGCAUCACCAGGAACACUGGAGACUUCCUGCAAUCCGGCCUGCUGAGCGUGCCGCAGGUGCUGCAGAUUUCCGUUCGCAUCAAGGAGCUCCUGUCCCAGCUGAGGCCCAACGCCGUGGCGCUGGUCGACGCCUUUGACAUCCACGACAGGAAGCUGAAUUCGGUCCUGGGACGGUACGACGGCAACGUCUACGAGAAGAUGUUCGAGUGGGCUCGGCGCUCACCGCUCAACGCCACAGAGGUCCAUGAAUCUUUCCACAAGUACCUGAAACCUCUGCGCUCCAAACUGUGAGUUCCUCAGCGGAUCUCUGAGGCCGGCUGGAACCCCCCCACCCCACGACUGAAGCAGAUGAUCCAACCCUGUAGCUUCGCCUGUGUGAUGGUUGAACCCGUUCAGCCGUCAGACGUUCUCCAGCCUCCAGACUAACCUCGGAACCGGAUGCAGGUUUAGUGGGGAGACUAAUCAAACGAAGCGCUCAGAGGACUGAAAAAGGCUUUGGGGUGUGAAACAGGAAAUGAGCACAAAGUAAAAUAACAGUUAAAUCAUGCAGAAUAGCUUUAAGAAUAGAUAGAAAGCUUUCAAUGUUCCUUAAACAGAAGUUGGUGAUUUCAACUUCAGUCAAAUAGACCUGCCGUAUUCCAGUUAAAUAAGGAAAUAACAGUCAUCAAUAAUUUGAUGUUUAUUAAUUAGACAACUUUUCCAAAAGUAUAAGUAUUUGCACUUUAAAUCAGAGGUCCACAACAGAAAGAUAUAUUUUGGCCCCUUGUGCUCUUGUUAAAUGAUUAAAUGGCAUCAUGUAAAUGACUAUGUGGAGUCCAUUCGCUUGGUUCUUUCACGGCGUCCUGCAGUUCACUUUAGAGGAACAUAGAGAACUCCUUCUUCACAUAGAAGAUGGAAAUGUUAGAAGCUAUUUUUUUUUCUUUAAAACAGUUUUAAAUUUCAUCCAGGAAGCCUGAAGGCGAAAAAAUGAAGCUCACAAAAGAAACUGGGCAUUUUCUCCUCUUCUGAAGUCAUUUCAUGGUUAAAUAGGAACCCUACCACUUAAAAUUGCAUUUGGAUUAUUUAAUUUGAGAUGGGGAGAGUAAUCUAGCACUUUAUAUUGAUAAAUUUCCCUCUUUUUUCUUUUAUUGGCACAUUGUCAGAAAUUUCAUCUUCGUCUCAGCUGCUGGGUCUUUUAUUUUGAAAGUCUGUCUGUGCGUUCACUUGUCAGUGUUCAGUUUCAGAGUCACGUGAGUAAUUACCUUUUUUUUAAAUCUGACUCCUGUUGUUAUUUCCUGAUGCCACACAUGAACAGUAAAGUCUGAGCACUGCAAUUAUCUUCUUACUGUGUCUCGGUCACACAUCAUUCCACCGCUUGUAGGGUUUUUUGACCAUCUUUUCUUUAACACAAACUUCAUUCUCUGACCAUUUCUAGUGGUCUUGCUGCUUCUUUUAAAAGAAAAAAAAGGUCGUUCUUUAAUCAGUCAGACAAUAAAAAUGACUUUAGGAUUACAAAUGAACACUAUUGUGAAAAUAGAAGCUUGUGCCUGAGGAAGUUUUCUGUCCUUAAACUGGAGAUUUUCUCUCUGAUUUUCUUUCUUUAUAUCAAAUGACUAACAUUUAUUAAACUGUUGAAAAAAAUGGGAAAUUUCCUGUUAAAUAAUAAUGAUUUUUUAAAUGGAUUUUUAAUGAUUAAAAAAAUGAGGUGAACUAUAUUAAUAAAGAAUGUGUUGUAUUGUCUGUUCAUUCGUCUUUUGCCUUAAUUUCAUCAAAUAGAAAAAACUGUAAAAAUCUUCUGUCAAUAAAGAUUGAUUCAAAAAAGGA